Molecule: messenger RNA, 1148 nt
Organism: Aspergillus sclerotioniger CBS 115572
Lineage: Eukaryota; Fungi; Ascomycota; Eurotiomycetes; Eurotiales; Aspergillaceae
Exons: 2
Coding region: 124-1023 (299 amino acids)
Molecular function (GO): protein binding
Source: RefSeq, a predicted model, not a curated record
CUCCGAACCGCCACGCUUCCCGCCCAGCCCGAACCGCAGGGGGCCGAUGGGAAGGUGGAUGGCAUCUGGGUCGCCUACGGGGCCGAAGAACCUCGGAAACGAAGGGGCGCGCAGAAGGCUGCGAUGGAGAAUAUGUACGACAAGGGCGAGGAAGAGGGGGACGGAAUGGUGGUUCGAUUCAAAGCCUCGGCCAGGCAUCUCUCUUCUUCGUCGCCCUUCUUCCGAGCGCUACUCCUGAGCGGGUUCAGCGAAAGCAUCAAAUUCAAGGCGGAAGGGUCCGUCGCAGUCUCCACCAAACAGUGGGAUGCGGAUGCGUUUCUAUAUGUACUGAAGAUCCUGCACUGUAAGCACCACGAACUGCCCCGCCAGGUGGAUCUCGACAUGGUGGCCAAGGUGUGCGUAGUUGGAGAUUUCUAUGGCUGCCAGGAUGCGGUGCGCUUUGCGACGCAAUGUUGGAUCACCAAGUUGAAGCCGGUGCCCAACAACAAAUAUCGUCCGCUGUUGCUCUGGCUGUGGAUUACCUUCUUUUUUAGAAUGCCGGCGUCAUUCAAUGAGGUCACGUCGAUCAUCAUCACACAGGGCAAGGGCGUGAUUGGAACCCUGGGACUCCCGAUCCCGGCCCCGAUCAUGGGCGCUAUCAAUAACCGCCGUCGGGAAGCCAUCACGGACCUGGUCAACCAUAUCCACGAGGAGCAUGAGCGAUAUACUAGUGGGGAUCUGGGCUGCAGCUUUGAGUGCGGGUCAAUGAUGGCUGGCGGGAUCGACAGGAACCUGAAAUUUUACAAGCUGCGUCCAGUUGACGGGUUUGAGGCCCCCUACCACAACCACAGCUACAUGUCGGUCGUCCGCACCAUCGAGAUGUUUACAACCCCACGCUGGUACGAUGUCACCUCGACCUACAGCAGUUACGGCUACCAGUAUACAGCCCAUCAAUGCCACGACUCGACCUAUGCCUCUCUGCGGGAUGGCUGGAACGGGCAUCUGGAUGGGUUGGAACUGAAGGAUUUUGUCAAAUUGCGAUGAUGCCCGCCGGUUCUCCGUUGACUUGGAGGCUCGAGAGUGCGAGAUGUGAGAUGGGACAUGGGAGAGGUGAGAUGGGAGAAUGGGUUAUCUGUCCGCUAGUUCUGAUUUCUGAUGUAUUGCUGAGC